Messenger RNA from Clonostachys rhizophaga, 1905 nucleotides. The record is from the annotation of a GenBank genome assembly. NCBI's taxonomy places the organism in Eukaryota, Fungi, Ascomycota, Sordariomycetes, Hypocreales, Bionectriaceae.
AUGUCCGAUAAGGGUUCGGUGACCAAAACCCGGGUGCAAUUCAAGUAUCCGGACGUCGAUAUCGAUUUGAGACAUCACCCAGGACUAGAUGAAAAUCACUAUCCCGUCGUCUGCCACCCAAACGUUAGACGGAUUGAAUCGCCCAUCCUGCCCAUGAGAGAAGUGGGCAUGAUGUUGCUGAUGGACAAGCUGACUGACAAACCCGAGUGGUUCAAGAAAGUCUUUGAUGACAAGAUUGUUGAGAAAUGGCGAAGAGAGUCACAGACUCAAUCCGAAGAUGGCCUGUUUGCCACUAUCAUGCGGGACAAGAUGGAUGCACCGGUCCCUCAGCCCAAAAGGAUCAUCUCCGAAGCCGCUUUCGAUUUUUGCAUUGCAGAAUUGCGCAGCAAGGCCAAAUACUAUGCCCAAUCGAAGCUCAUCCCUACGCUUGAUUCCAGCUUCAACACGGUCGUCAAAUCAGAUAAAUUGGUGUCAAAGACCCUUCAUCAAGACAUACAUGCUUCUUUUCAGCAGCUGCUCGCGAAUCAAGCUGCGUGCCCUGACUGGCACCCGAACAGCAACGACAAAGUUCAAGAUCUCGUUCACCCAUCCAUGUACCCUUUCGUAUACGGUCGAUCCAGGUUUAUCCAUGAUGAGGUCGUUGGCAUACACAACGUCAUGAACUUCAUUGGACAAGGACAGAUCGUGCCCAAGAACACUGACAGAGCUACAUUAGAAGAGAUUCCAAACAAUGAGCUAUAUCUUUAUACACCUGGUGGCGGAGAGAUCAAUCCCGGAUGUUGGUCAAACACUUACCAGUGGCUGCCGGCGAAUGUAGCCUUCAAGGACGACGGCAAGCCCGAAUUCACCAGCUACAUCAACGGAUUGCGGCCCGGCAAGUACCCGAAUAUAUACAAGACAAUUAAGAGAUUGCUAGAUGCUGUGAUCCCAGCGUGGGAUCAAUGCCUUACAGAAAUAUAUGGUUACGACAGGCAUUCAUCAGGCAGAAGAAGUUCCAGGUUCGAAUGUAUUAGCGAAGCAAGCGAUGAGAAUGAUAAUUUGUGGAGCCCCUUUGACGUUGAAUUCUGGAAGGCCUCGGACUAUAGGCUACCUCUAGACAGCCUGAUACAGCUAAAUACGGAAGCGAAGCUGGAUAAGGAGGGGAAAUACCUCACAGAGAAGAGACGGACGAGGAGCAACGCCUAUACGAGCAAGGUCUGCCUCCCCGCAUCGCCUAUGUUGACUCUGAAGAGCUGGCUCGGGAGAAAUGGCGACAAUGCCGCGAUGCAGUUCUUCCAGAGCCAAAGGGCUUCAUGGAGAUUGAAUAUGCACCACGGCAGAAUUUGCAUUGAAGGGCAGGUGAACGAGAGAAUCUGCGCCACAGCCCUCUACUAUGUCGAUUGUGAGAAUGUCACAUCCAGUCAUCUGUCCUUCUGCAUGGCGACAGAUUCAUACCUCCAAGAUUACAUAGAUUAUAAGGCAGGCGCAUUCAGCUGGCUCGAAAGGGUCUAUGGAACAGGGCUACAUUACGGUGAUGCAGAGUCUGCCGCUAAUAUACAACAAUACGGCACUGUUGAAACGCGACAAGGGCGAGUUCUCGCAUUCCCAAACGAUUUUCAGCACGCUGUAUCCUCGUUCAGCCUCCAAGACAAGACAAAGCCCGGCCAUCGACGAUUCAUUGCGCUGUGGCUUGUCGACCCCCAUCAACGUAUUAUCUCCACCUCCAACGUGCCGCCGCAGCAGAAGGAGUGGUGGCUUCAGCACCGAGGUGAAAUUAACACACCUGUGACUUCUCAGACCAUCCCAGAAAGCCUAAUGACUGUUGAAGAGGCUAAUGAGCACCGGCUCAAGUUGAUGGAAAUACGAACGCACGUCGACCAGAUAUCAGCAUUCGGUGUCCCCGGUUAUAGUUUCUGUGAGCAUUGA